UUAAGCAGAUGAUUGCUAGUUGUUUGGUGAAAGAUCCAUUAAAAAGGCCAUCAGCAAAAAAGCUAUUAAGGCAUUCUUUUUUCAAGCAAGCUAGAUCAAGUGAUUAUAUUGCAAGAACUCUUUUGGAGGGGCUCCCAGAUCUUGGUGACCGUCUUCAGGCAAUAAAGAGAAAGGAGGAAGAUAUGCUUGCACAAGAGAAAAUACCAGAUGGGCAGAAAGAGGAAAUGUCACAGAAUGAAUAUAAACGUGGGAUUAGUGGUUGGAACUUCAACCUUGAUGAUAUGAAGGCUCAGGCUUCCUUGAUCCAGGAUGAAGAUAUUAUAGCAGAAAAAGAUGAUGAUAUGCACGCUAAACAACUUCAGUAUCAGUUGUCUUCAUCCAAACAGUUAUCACAGCUUCAACGUCAGUUGUCUUUUACAAGUCAAUAUUCAGAAGUUGCAGAUUCUGAUGAUAACAGUCAGCCUGCUUCUUCCUCAUCUGUAGACUCCACUAGUAACAUGACUAAUCAUGAAAAAUCUGCUGAUAGUGCAAGCAUUGCUAGUUCGACCGUUGAGCAGAAAAUAUCCCAUAAUUUGUCUCCUGGCAGCAGGAAUCACAUGGAAAGUAAUUUGUCAGAAAAAUCAGAAUCAGAUAUUCAUGGAAAAUUAUUGGAGGAAACAUCAUAUUCUCACCAGAGGUAUGAUGUUUGAUUUACAUGAUCACUUGAAUCCUUACGUUAGUUGUUCUUCAUACAAUUACAGGAUUCCUUCUCUUUCAUUUGCCUUUAAGUCUGUUAAUGUGCAUUUGUCCACGAUGUGUCCAUUCCUUCCUAUUUUUUUGAAAAAUCAAGUGUCAGCUUUUCGUGAACAUGUUGCAUGUGUCUUAGUCAUACAUAGAUUUAGAUUCAAGGAUUUUUCAUCUCAGGACUUGGGAUUCGACAAAAUUCAGUUUAGCUGUUGCAAGUGUUCCUUCACUAGACAUGUACUUGGCUUUUAUUAUAUGUUGUCACCGCACUAAAAUAGAGAAAGUGUUUGGGUAGAUACCUAUUCUAGGCAUUCCUAGUAUAUAUUAAAUGUUCCGCAUCUCCCCCUGAAUUCAAGUUUCCUUCUGUAUAUGACACAUUAGAAGGUAGGGUGACAUUUGGGUCAGUUGUGGAGAGGUUAAAUUCUAAGAAUUCACGAUCCAACCGAUCUUCACUUAAGUCCUCCCCCUGAAGAGAUGGUUUUUAGAAAUAUGGUGUUUUUUCGAAGAAGGUAACAUCAAGGCUAACAUAGACCCGUUUUGUGGAUGGGUCAUAGCAUUUAUAGCCAUUUUGAGUGGAUGAGUACUCAAUGAAAACACACUUUAUUGCUCGUGGUUCAAGUUUAUUUUGGUAAUGAGAAUGCAUAAAGGCAGUGCUUCCAAAUACUUUUAGCGGGAGGUUUGAAUUGAGGCGAGAAUUAGGAAAGUACUGUUGAAAUUUAUGUAAAGGUGAGGCAAAUAAAAGGAUAUGACUAGGCAUCCGAUUGAUAAGGUAUGUAGAUGUUAAAAUUGCAUCUUCUCAAAAUGUUUUUGGCAUAUUUGUAGUAAACAAUAAGCCUCGAGCAACCUCGAGUAGGUGUCUGUUUUUUCGUUCAGCAAUCCCAUUUUGUUGAGGGGUGUUGACACAUGAACUUUGGUGAAUUAUCCCAUGUGUUUUUAGGUAG
Molecule: messenger RNA, 1664 nt
Organism: Olea europaea var. sylvestris
Lineage: Eukaryota; Viridiplantae; Streptophyta; Magnoliopsida; Lamiales; Oleaceae
Product: serine/threonine-protein kinase BLUS1-like
Exons: 6
Coding region: 9-689 (226 amino acids)
Molecular function (GO): protein serine/threonine kinase activator activity
Source: RefSeq, a predicted model, not a curated record